AUGGAGCAAUACAUUGAUACCAUAGUUGUUGGGGCAGGUUUCAGUGGAAUAUAUCAGCUAUGUAAGCUCCGCGAACUUGGUCUCUCAGUAAAGGCUGUUGAGGCUGCUCCUGAAAUUGGAGGUACAUGGUACUGGAACAGAUAUCCUGAUAAGGAGGAUUUACUCACUUAUCCUUGGAAUACUCGAUAUCUUUCUCGAGGCGAAAUAAAAGACUACUUGAAGCAUGUAGUCCAACGCCAUGAUCUGGAGAAGUAUAUCCAAUUGAACACCCGGAUGGAGUCGGCGCAAUAUCUUCAUCACAGCUGGCAAAUACACCUGUCUACUGGUGAAACUUUUCGGGCGAGGCAUCUCAUCACAGCGCUCGGGGCUCUGUCAAAGACAUAUUUUCCGCAGAUACCUGGCCUUGGUACCUUUUCCGGUGAAAAGGAUCAUACCGCAAACUGGCCAGAAACCCAUAAUUUCUCAACGAAACGACUCAUCAUAACGCUUGCUGACGAGGCCAAACAACUGCUUUCAUUCCAAAGACAUCUACAACACAUAGUUCCAAACGGUGAUGGCCCGGUUUCAGCAGAAGAUCGAAAACAGAUCAAUGAAAACUAUGAUCAAAUAUGGCCCAACGUCAAGACAAAUCUCUCAGGACAUGCGAUUACAGAAUCGUCAAUCCCGACAAUGAGCGUGACCACUGAGGAGCGUGAGCGCGUAUUUGAACAAGUCUGGCAGACAGGCAACGGGAUUAACUUCUUGUUUGGGACUUUUGGGGAUAUCGCAACAAGUGACGAAGCGAACAAAGAAGCGGCGGACUUUAUACGCAGAAAUAUCAAACAGGUUGUCAAGGAUCCCAUCAAGGUCCGUAAUUUAACUCCGCUCGGUGCAUUCAACCGCCGCCCAGUGACAGUCAACGGCUACUACGAGACUUUCAACCGAGAUAAUGUCGACGUCGUAAACGUGCUUAAUACGCCUAUGGAAAUCACCCCAACUGGUGUUAAGCUCUCGGACGGUACAGUGUACGACUUGGACGCCAUUGUUUUUGCCACGGACUCUGCCGCUGUCGAUGGCAUGUACCAUGAUAUCUCGAUAAUUGGGGAAAAUGGCCAGCCCCUGCAAAAUCACUGGGUCGAUGGCGCAAAGGCAUAUCUAGCCACUGCAAUGAGCGGCCCGUUAACCAACAUGCCGCCUCUCAUUGAGACCCAGGUCGAUUUUAUCACAAGUCUCAUUGCCACUGCAGAAGCACCCAAGGAACGAAUGCCAAUCGAGGCUCAAAACGCGGAUACGCAGCCAUGGCCAAUCGUCGAAGUUACACACUAA
Molecule: messenger RNA, 1305 nt
Organism: Trichoderma virens Gv29-8
Lineage: Eukaryota; Fungi; Ascomycota; Sordariomycetes; Hypocreales; Hypocreaceae
Exons: 5
Coding region: 1-1305 (434 amino acids)
Source: RefSeq, a predicted model, not a curated record